This is a messenger RNA of Epinephelus fuscoguttatus (brown-marbled grouper), 10300 nucleotides long. It is a transcript of the gene cep170bb, whose product is annotated as centrosomal protein 170Bb. NCBI's taxonomy places the organism in Eukaryota, Metazoa, Chordata, Actinopteri, Perciformes, Serranidae. The coding region runs from base 270 to 5432 and encodes 1720 amino acids. The transcript is spliced from 20 exons. Gene Ontology annotation, molecular function: protein binding. The record is from RefSeq and is a predicted model, not a curated record.
UGCGUGUUGACGCAGCGGGUGGCAGCUGGUGCGUCAGGAGGAGACAGAGAUGCCAUAACAGCAGCAUCAUCAUCAUCAGCAUCACCGAGCAUCGGUCCGUCUGACUCCGUGUGUCCGUGGCUCCGGUACCGGCUCCGGGACGCCUCUCAUGCUCUGUCCGCCCCGCAGCGCGUCAGUGCGGGAUCUGAUCGGCGGAGAGAAGCGGCGGAGGAGCGGCAGCAGCAUCUGGAGCGGAGGAUGCUCUGGGGUUUCCCAGCAGGCCUGUGAAGAUGAGUGUGACAUCAUGGUUCCUGGUGAGCAGCUCGGGGACUCGACACCGCCUCCCCAAGGAGAUGAUCUUUGUGGGCCGAGAGGACUGUGAGCUGAUGCUGCAGUCUCGCAGCGUCGACAAGCAACACGCCGUCAUCAACUACAACCCGACGACUGACGAACACCUGGUCAAAGACCUGGGCAGCCUGAACGGGACGUUUGUGAAUGACCUGAGGAUCCCUGAUCAGACCUACAUCACCCUCAAACUGUCCGACAUCAUCCGCUUCGGAUAUGAUUCUCACGUCUACGUGUUGGAGAAAAGUCAACACAAGGUCCCCGAGGAGGCUCUGAAGCAUGAGAAGUACAGCAGUCAGCUGCAGAUCAGUCUGAAGGCUUCAGAGAAGAAGAAGACGGAGCUGGAGGACCGAACGAGAGCUGAGAAAACAGCCAGUACCAAGAGCACACAGGAGGCUCCGGUGUGUCGGCCCACUCCUCUGUACGGUCAGCCGUCCUGGUGGGGAGAGGAGGAUUAUGGGAGUAAAGUUCAGACUAGCACUGAAACUCACGCAGAAGUCCAGAAAGAUGUCCCGUUGGUGGAUCCGGACUUUCCUGGAUCUCUGUCAGACUCCCAACCAAAGACCGUCUUCCCUUCGUACCACCGUGAGCCGAGCUACUUCGAGAUCCCCACCAAAGACUUCCAGCACCCCAAACCCCCGGGGGCGGAGCUUCAUGAGAUCCCCACCAAGGAUACAGACACGCCUCCGGCCCCGCCGUCGCCCCCCACCCCGACCCCACCCGUUGUUCAGAGCCACGCCUCCUUCACCAUCGAGUUCGACGACUGCAUGCCCGGCAAGAUCAAGAUCAAAGACCAUGUCACAAAGUUCUCCACCCGCCAGAGGAAGCAGCAGCCUCCGUCUGCCAAGACCACCAUCACAACAGCCACACCCACAGACGUGAUGUCAGCAGAGAGCAAGGUGGCCGAUUGGCUGGUUCACAGUGACGUCAGCAUGAUGAGAAGACGCCCGACGUGUGAAGAUGUUUACAGCACCAAGAGUGACCUCGCCAUAAACAUCAAGACCCUCAAAGGUCACCAUCACGAGGACGGGACCCAGAGUGACUCAGAGGACCCGGUUCUGAAAGGGAGGAGGAGUAAAUCCCACCACUCUGUCCAAUCAGAGCAGUCGGAGGCGUCGCAGCAGACGGUACAGUCCGGUCCUUCCAGCCAGCCGCCUGCUCCGACUCAGACGCUCCACCAGCCGCUGCAGUACUCUCCACCCGGACCGGCCCCAGCCUCACCUGUGGCCCCUGAGCGGCCCCUGUCCCAGAGUCCUCCUCAGGCUCAGUCCCCCACCACUGAAAUACCAAAGCAGGGCCCCCCCGAGCACCUCACCCAGCAAGCCUUCAUCAUUGAGUUCUUUGAUGACCACCCGCGUAAGAAGCGCUCGCAGUCCUUCACACAUAACCCCGCCCACGCCGACUCAUACUCAGCCCUAAAGGCCAAGCUGGAGCGGCGGAAAGGCGGCGAGAGGCCGGCGUCUGUACACGGCCACAUCCCCCCUACCCAGCAGGUGACCGUUCCUCUGAAGGGUCAGGGCCACGGCGGCCCCCAGAGGUCGAGCUCUCUGAAGAGGGAGAAGACAGAGGGGGAGGUGGUGUCCUCUGCCUCCUCCUCUCGCUCCUCCUCGGGCAUCACCAUCAGACCCUUCGGCAGCGUUGGAAAGAAGUCCAAGCUCGCUCAAGAGUUCGCUGCUGAGUUCCUCAAGGACUCUGGGCAACAGGAUUCCUCCCCAACCAGGGACAAGAUGUCCCCUCCCCCAAUGUCUGCACCACCAGUGAUGGUGUCGCCUCCUCAAGCAAGAAUCCCCUCCCCCCAGGAACCUCCAGCAGUGUCAGUGUCCUACCCCACCUCCCCCUCACAGCCCUCAGCAAUGUCCAAGUCCUCAGUCCCCAUUAGUGCUGCCGUCCGGGCCGCAUCUCCUGUCCAGCCUCCCAUGUCCCCCAUGCUGCUCCCGGGUGUCCGCGCUGGAGACCCCAAAGCUUCCCAGAGGAUGAUGAGGAACGAGGAGGAUGACAGCCUGAGCGACGCCGGGACCUACACCAUCGAGACGGAGGCGCAGGACAAAGAGGUGGAAGAGGCUCGCAACAUGAUUGAUCAGGUGUUUGGUGUCCUCGACUCUCCAGAGUACAGUGGUGUCAGCACAGGAGUGUAUAGACCUGUAAUAAAUGAUGGAAAGGAUGAGCAAGCUAACCUGCCUAGCGAUGGUAGCACUGUGGACCCGUUGCAUGGCUUUAUCCCCGCUGCCCUCAGCGCCCCCCUGACGGGCCCCAUGCAGGUUCCAGUUGCUGGUCUGGAAGGACCCAAAUGGGUUUCCCGUUGGGCCAGUCUGGCAGACAGCUACGCUGAACCUGGUUCGACUCCACCUCAGGGGGAAAGCCUGGAAGAUUUGCGCUUCAUGAGCCGCUCGAUGGGAAAUUACAGCUAUGAUAACUCUGAAUCGGAGUCCAGCCACAGCUCCAGGACGAGACGGCUGCUGCCUCAGGUGCCUCCAGAGAAGCUGGACAGUGUUCCUCCCAGUAUCCUGAUUCGCCACGAGCCUCACCAAGGCCAGGAACCUCUGGACCGGGUCUCUGGUCCUCCCCGUCCACAGGACAGCACCCAGCGCCUGGCCGUUCAGGACGAUGUGGACCCGGACAGCCUGAGUGACGCCAGCCGCUCAGAUGACGCACCUGUUCUGGAGAAGACAAAGAAGAAUCAGGCCAGGACUGGAUCUUUGUCUCCGGGGGCCGCUGGUCCUCACUUCAAGGGUCCAGAGAAAGUGUCUCCCUCCACUAAAUCCACCUCCUUCUACAUUGGUUCUGAAGACAGUCCAGGCAAACCUGACCAGGCCCGGAGCCCGGUACAGUCUGAGAGGACACGUGACCCCACAGCUAAACCUCCCCCUACCACUGUCCUGAUCCGACACCUGAGUGGACAUGAACCCAGGAGGACAGGUGUCAAACCCAACAGCUCUGCUCCAAACCUCCAAAUACAGGACAAGGAUUCUGUCCCCACUAAAGACAGCGGCAUCUCGUCCAUCGUGCGGCAGGAGAGCUUCACCAAAGACCGGCCCAGCGACACCGUCCAGAUGAAGAAGCUUCCCCACAUCUCCAGCCACCCGUCCAUCAGAGACAUGGAGCAGAGGAGGGACAACAUCCAGGACACGCAGUCCUUCCUUCAGGAGGCCGAGGGGACUUUGUCCUCUCUGGACUCCAAGUUCCCCUCGUCUGGCUCUGGUCGUAGCUCAAAGAAAGGAGGCUCCUCCACCCACAUGGACGACUCACUAUCUGGUGAGUCAGACGUGGACACGGCGAGCACUGUGAGCCAGGUGAGUAGCAAAAACGCUCCAGUCAGCUCUGCUCCUAAAAAGCGUCCAGCCAUCAGCGGCCUGCAGAAGGAGAAGUCCUCGUCCAGCCCGUCCAUCCAAGAGAAGGGACGGCAACUCUCUGCCCGUGAACGGCUUUCUGAAAAACGCAGAAACCAGACGACUGCAGAGACAUCGAGCAAAGCAGAGGCAGCGAAGCGCUUCCAGAUGCGCCGUAGUGCGGGCAACCGUGGAUCUCUGGAUCUGUCAGAGGGCCAGCAGAGUUCUGGUCCUCACUGGACUGAAACAACAUCAUCUGACCAUGAAAUUUCCCGUCCGUCCAGCCGUAGCAAGAAACUCAUCGCCCCCCUUCAGAAAGAAGACAACGGAAAGACGCCUAAAACGGCAACUCAGCAGGUUCUGACACGUUCCAACAGCCUGUCAGCGCCACGACCAACCCGAGCAUCCAUGCUCCGUCGAGCACGCCUGGGCGAGGCCUCAGAUAACGAGGGUGCUGAGACCGACCGCGGCUCCCAGAAUUCAGACAGUAUCACUGCGCCGUCCAAAGUGUCUGCCGAGGGGAAGAAGCUCUCGAGGCUGGAUAUCUUGGCGAUGCCCAGGAAGAGGACCGGCUCCUUCACGGCUCCCAGUGACAACGAGACGUCCUCCACAGGCCGCACUGCUCCCUCUAAUCGCAACUCUGAGUCUGUCGUCACCACCAGGAAGACAUCUGUGGGCGAUGCCCGCCAGGCAGCUAGCAAAGGGGGUGGAGCUCAGGGGAAGCAACCACUGACCCGCACCCGGUCCAGCGGAGCCAAGUACCCCAGCAGCGGUUCCCGUCGCAGACAGAAGGGCUCAGACUUCUCCUCAUCCUCUGAGGAAGAUUAUGAGACAAGUGCCGUGAAUUCCAAAGCCAAACGCUCCUCCCAUCCUUCCACUUCCUCCCAGACGCCUCGCCACCGAACAGCUGCCACCCGAUCCAAGUCUGUCUCACUGGAGACAGAGGAGGACGAGGACCCGAGUGAGGUCGACCCCUACCAGAACUGGUCCACGCACAGCGCCGAGAUUGCCAAGCUCAGUCAGGACCUGGCCAAAGAUCUGGCCAUCCUGGCGAAGGAAAUCCACGAUGUUGCCGGGGACGGAGACUCGCCGGGCUCCGGCAUGGGCACCGCCACCUCACCCAGCUCACUGCCCACCACGCCGGCCUCCACUAUCUCUGCCAGGGAGGAGAGGCCAUCUUAUCCAUACUUACGUGGGGUUCGACCUUCUCAGCUGGUCCAACAUAUCCCUGAGGCCAGUUUAAACUACCAGAAGGUUCCUCCAGGUUCUGCUGUCGUCUCGGACCUGGACGCAAACAUGAAUGAGCCCGAGCCCGGUUCUAAGCAACGCCGUCCGUGGAACCGCGAAGAGGUGAUUCUGGACAACCUGAUGCUGAAUCCAGUGUCUCAGCUGUCUCAGGCCAUCCGAGAGAACACGGAGCAGCUGGCUGAAAAAAUGAAGGUUCUGUUCCAGAACAAGGCGGAGGUCUGGGAGGAGAUCGAGGCAAAGAUCAACGCUGAGAAUGAAGUCCCCAUCCUGAAAACCUCCAACAAGGAAAUUACCUCCAUCCUGAAGGAGCUGAGGAGAGUCCAGAGGCAGCUGGAAGUGAUAAACACCAUCGUGGAGCCCGGUGGCGGCCUCCAGUCUGCAGCCGUCGGGACGUCACCACGUGGUCAGACUCGACCGUCCUCGAGGGAGAAGAAACCUGCCACCAAACCCCGCGGCGCCGCCUCGACCUCCAACGCCAACGAAAGCACCAAAAGACCACCUCGUGGACCCGACGGGUCCCACUACAUGGCCUGAGCAGGCCACCGUAGCACCUCUGGAUAGUGACUGUGUGUCCACACCGCCUGCAGCCACCUCGCCGUCCUCUGUCCAACGUCCAACGCUCCGUAGCACUCAGACAGACAGAAGAUCUCUACAUUAACCUUUACUGCGCCGUUGACAGCGUGGAGACAGAGAUGUCGUUGUGUUCAUCAGCAGGAAGUCUCUGUGGUAUUUAAACCGUUUCCUGUUUCAGAGUGACGCCUCUUUAAAGUGUGUGUUUAUAUUUGUCCACAUUCAGAGGACGCAGUUUCUUUGGUCCUCAGUGUCCCACAUUAAUGCUGUGUCCCAGUUCCACACUACGUCCAGGACAGUCUGCAGCGUGUACAACACUCGGGUCGUAGUAUUUGUACACAGGAAGUGAUUUUAAACCAGCAGCGUGGAGGUCAGUCAGACUGACGCUGCUGCCGAUCAGAGCUCCUGACAGACGUAGCAGCUUCCUCAGAAAUCUUUAUUCUGUCCAACAGAAGACGUCGCAGGCUUCAAACGUUAAACAUUGUCCAAACACUGUUUAAAUAAAAUUCAGUCUGAAGGCGCCGUCACACAUGAGCAACCAUCGCCUGCCAACGCCACCGUUAAUCAGCUGACCGCAGAGAACAUUUCUGACCACUUACACAUGUCGGUCUGUUACCAGCAGUAGUUACCAGUAGUAUCACAAAUGAGCGGCAACGCUAGCUAGCUCCCACCUGACCCUGUUGGUGCACAGUGCAGGGCAGCUAAGGCUAACGUUAGCUAAGCAGUGGAGACCGGAGGGUGGGCGCCAUGUUUCCACGUUAGGAUUAAAACCAUCUAUUAACAAAGAUGGCAGUGGGGCUGAAACAUACGAGGCUCAGUGUAUUUUCUGCAAGAAGUUUUUGAACUCAGCAUGAUGGGAAUCAAAAAAACAACCUGGCCAACAAACAGCAGGUGUGUGUUUCCUCCACGCCACGAGGACAUCCUGUUUUAAGUUCUCAGAAAUUUUCAGGCAGGGUUUUCCUUGAAGUCUCUGAUGUCUGUUCAUGUUUUUAUCAUCAGACUUGAUUAUUGUAAAAUGAGUCGGAAAUUUCGUUGUGAUUGGAUUUAAGUCUCUGCCUGGCGUUAAUCUGCAGGACAUCAGUGUCCAUCUGUCCAGUGUAGUGGGGACUGAGACACAGCUGUGGGGUCUGUCUGAGGUCUUUGUCCCUGCUGGUGGUGUGGAUCCACCCAACUGUCCAAAUCUAACGUGUCAUUGUCUCCAGUGAUUCCGAUGCAUUUAACCGUACGUAGGACUGCUUCCACAUCGCACAAGCUGAGCAACAUUUAGUGAACGCUACAACAGCAGCCGCUGCUGGCGCCGCAGUAGUCCGUGGAUGAUGUAUAAACUCUGUGCUUUGAUAAUCUGUUGUUGCAUUUGAACAGUUUCCUGUGUGCCGCUGCUCGCAGACAGGAAGCCGCCGUCUGUCAGAGUAAAAGAGAUGUAAUGUUAUAUUUUACUGAAUGUUUCUUUGCCAUCUCGCUGUGAUUGUGCGAUAACUGUGAACCUGCUUCAGGAUGGCUGAAUGUCGUGAGUGCCGAAUGUCUGCCGAGCUCAAACACACUGAACACAUCAGCCGAGAGCCGCUCGACCAGACGCUGAGCUGAGGGUUAAUUUACAGACACUGAACACAUGGACUCCAGUCAGAAACAUUCAGCCUCAUAUCCACCUCAUAAAGCUUUUAUAGUUAUCAGGUAACGACCGCGUAGCUACGAGAUGCCAAGUUAAAAUUAUUCUGUCCACAGUUUUUUAAAAAUCCAACAUGAUGAAACAAACUGCAGCGUCAGCACAGUCGGAUCAUUCUUCUUCUUCUUCUUCAUGUUCAUCUGCCGUCAGUCGUACGUCUGUUAACUCCGAGCCUUACUGACCGACAGAGCCGUUCAUAUCUCAGCCGGACUUCAUUCACAGACACGAAACCUCGGGAACAGAUUUUAUAUUCAGCACAGUCACCAGGAGAAAUGUUAGCGUUGUACGUUUCUGCAAAACACAGAUAUGUUACAAUUAAACGUUAUUAUGUCACUGAUACGUUACGUUAUGUAGCUUUUACGUCAUAUUUGUACGUUAUGUCAUGGAUACGUUACAUUUGUAUGUUAUUAUGUUGAAGAUACGUUACAUUAUGUCACGGAUAUGUUUUGUUUAUACGUUAUUUUGUCGUGGAUACGUUACAUUUGUACGUUGCUGUGAAGUGGAUACAUUAUGAUUGUACGUUAUGUCAUGGAUACGUUACGUUAUGUAGCUUUUACGUUUUAUUUGUACAUUCUUUUUUAGUCGAUAUGUCACAGUUGUACAGUUUUAUGUCGUAGAUGUGAUGAAAUAUUUUAACGUUUCAACGACGCUGUGUUUAACGUCUGCUUGUGUUCGGGCAUAAAACUGCUCAGUCGCGGUUUCUAAAAGAUGUUUUGGCUUAAAAUUUGUAGUUUUGGGGGUAAAGUCGUCGACAGGACACACAAUGAUAACACGUAAAACACAGCUGGUUUAGUUUGUUGGUGUUGAACAGUCUCCACCCUCCACCUCCUGAUGGAGUCGGCUCAGACACUACGUCACUUCAGAAAUGUCGGAUGUACAAAAGCUCCGAAUGUAACAUAUCUGAGUUUCAGAGAAAUGUAAAGCUCCAUCAUUUUCCUGUGAAGACUGAACUCUGUUCAGACUGACAGCAGAUCCAAAUGACCUCAGUUUACAGUUUGAUAUAAAACAGCUGUCAGCAGGCAGAACUGUGAUGAACUGUGGGCAGCUCAUGUCAUACGAACAACAUGUGGACACAGCUGACGUCCGAAAACACAGCUAUAAACAUUAAGGAGGAGAAUUAAGACCAACGCCCCAGUGAGAACGAAUGAGCCGUGAAUUUAACCCAUUAAAAAAAGGAAGAGUCAGAUCAGGACUGAUAAUGACGAUGACACACCUGAGUUCAAACCAACAGAAGAAGUGAGAAUAAAAUAAUUAAUAAUCAAAGAAUGUUUCAGUUUAAAGGUCGACAGCGUCGGAACAAUGUGACCGAUAGAAUCUUUAGUUCCAGAGCUUUCAGCCUCGUCUCUCAGUCUUCACAGAGCCACACCUCCACCUGUAAAAUCAGCAGAUGUUUCUGUCGUCAUUUUCAGCUGUAACUGUCAUGUUUAAAGAUGUGUCGUUAAACAGGAGGUCCGACCUGACAGUACUGAUUAUUGCUGAUGAAGCAGACCUACGUCACAGAGGCUGAACAGUGUCCUGCUGUGGACGGAGCCGCAGCUAAAUGUAGUUUAGCCACCUGAAAAAUUCACAUCAGUGUAAGUGAAGCUUAUAUUUGAAUAUUUUCUCCACCUUAUCCUCCACACUGUCUGAUGGAGGCAGCUCGUUUCUGUCAAGUGAAAUGAUGAUGUCAGUGCGGUGUGGAGGCUCUGAGAUAACGGCUUCAGUUCUCCGUCAGGUCGUCUGACAGCGAGGUGGUGAGGUGAAAGUAUUCUAGACAGUGAACAUUUAAACGGAUAUUAAUUUGUUUUCUAGGUGGGUAAAAACAAAUCAGUUGAAGCAGCGUCUGCUCAGCGCCGCAUACGAACAUGACGCUGUGAUUUCCUACCUGGAGGUUACUGUAAACAAAUGUUGUGAUUUGAUCUCUAGCUUAGUUUAUUAGGAUCCUCCAUGAUCAUCCUCACUGUGACCUCGUCACAUGUCCACGUUUGGUCAUGGACUUUCCACGUCCACAUAUGACGUCCAAGGUACCCUGGGUGUGUUGGUUGUUGACGUUCUGGGACGCCGUGUCAACUUCAGCCUGUUACAUGCAUUGUCUGUUUUCAAAAUACACUUCUGUUUUCACAGGAAAUGUACAGUUUGAUACAGUCUCUUUCAAAAUAAAAGUUACGUCGGUACAACGUAGUUUUUUUCCUUCAACAACAAACACACCUGGUUACGUUUAGGAAGAACAUGAAAGUCAGUGGUUGUUGGACUCAUCCACCGCCCGCCCCACUGUGGCCCCAUUAACUCUGGUGUUUGUCCCCUGACGCUGCCGGGCAGCAUGACACGAUAACGGCUGUGUGUCAUACCGACGUGAAGGGAUGACUUUGUUUGUUGGUGUCUGGUGCCAGAAGUCACUGAUCAAGCGUUGGAUCCCAAUCCCCAUCAGUCCUCCCAGGGAACGACACAUAAAUCAGACAGCUGAAACAAACAGCUAUGUAACAUGAUAAACACUCAAACAUCAUGUUACGUACAAGUAAACAAAAAAGCAAUCACGUAUCAAACAUGACGACACAAGCACGAUCUCACAAGUUACAUCAUUUCGUCAGAGCACGAAGCGAAGGAAGUCACGAAGGUCGUACAGGAAGUGAAGGAGUUAUUGUUACUGGCUCUGAAAUGAAUCUGAAGGUGAAACUCAUGACGCUGCACACACGUCAGGACUGGUGAAAGUUUACACCUGAUGUGGGCGCGUUGGGAUCGGGUGUUAAAUAAUGGCCCCCAAAGCUGCUUCCACCUACGUGUACCGAACUCGCUUCACAUAUGUAACAUAGGCCGUCUGAUCCGUCUCUAAGAUCAAACUGCGCUCCCUGAGGAAGACCAUGUGAUGUAGCUGAAAGCUCUCCACGUCAGAUUAUUUAGUUUCCAGGUUCAAUGAUGCACUCAUGUGUCACCGUGUCCUGACUGAACGUGAACAGACCGAGUGAAGCAGCGACGCAGUUUAGACAUGAACUUUUGUCAGACAUCACGUGUCUGUUUGUUCCUGUCGCUCACUUUGAGAGCGCCGCAGUGAGCGUAGAUCAGCUGAUUCAUGACGUUCAAAUGAGAAAUGAUCGACAGGACUCCUCCUCAUGUCACCACAGAAACUUAAAGGAGGUGUCAGCUGAGAGGAGGGAGAUCAGCAGGGAGCUGAACGUGUCAUCGCUGAUAACGA